AACAAAAAUACAUAAGUUGCACCUGACCUUUCUUACUACACGGAAGCAAUAAUGAUUGUAAAUACUUCAUUACAGUUAAAAUUUUUGAAAAUAUUUUUUUGAUCACUAUGUUUCAUAGCAUUUCUGAUAAGGUGUACAAAUUAAAUUGUACAUGUGUAGUGAAUAAAGGGUUUAUGCGUUGGUGGAACGUAAAUCACAUUUUGUCCAAUGGGCCAUUGUCUAAGUUGCUUCAAAGAACAAGCCAAUACUGAGAUAGUUACAACUCAAAGGAAGAAAGAUGAGAUGAGGGAGAUUGUGACCACAAAUCAAGUGCCCACCGUCAUGGUGUCUGACUACCCGCAAGAAGAACCAUUGCUGCAUAACAAUCAAAAUAACAUUAAUUCUCAUAGAAAUAUGCAGAAUGCAAAUACUGUGAAUUCAUAUGAUGAGAACAGCACAGGAGAAUUGACAAUUAUACAAAAAUCACACACAAAUUCAGAUAAGAUACUAAAGCCAUUUUAUCAAAAGUUGCCAUCGUUACCCCGAACUAUGUCUUCUAUCAGUUCAAAUGAAUCUAGGAUAUCUGAAAAUAAAAUUAAUCAAUUGUUUGAUUUGUAUAAGGAUUCUUUGGAAGAUGCAAUAUUAGCUGAAGGAAUUGAAAAUCUUUGCAAUGAUUUGCAGUUGAAUCCAGAUGAUUUUAAAGUAUUAGUGCUUGCUUGGAAGUUAAAUGCUAGUCAAAUGUGUAGAUUUACACGGCAGGAAUUUGUGCAAGGCUUGAAAAAUCUAAAAACUGAUUCAAUAAAAGGUGUACAAACUAAGUUAAAUGAAAUAACAUCAGAUUUGACAAGAGAUUCUGAGAAUUUCAAAGAUUUAUACAGAUUCACUUUCAAAUUUGGUUUAGAUGUUAGUAUAGGGCAACGAAUAUUGCCGGCCGAUAUUGCUAUCUUAUUAUGGAGAUUAGUUUUCACGAACAAUGAACCACCAAUACUUGACAAAUGGCUAAAGUAUCUUGAAAAAAACCCUCACAUCAGAGGCAUUCCUAAAGACACCUGGUACAUGUUCUUAAACUUUUGUGAAUACAUUGGAGAUGACCUCAGCAGUUAUGAUGACAAUGAGGCAUGGCCGAGUUUGUUUGAUGAUUUUGUGGAGUAUGAAAACGACCAAAUGAAUCAAAAUAUUACCAAAACUGACAUGAAAAUAGAGGAUUAAAAAUUAAUGUUUGCCAAAUUUUAGCUACCGUAGGUACUUAAUAAAACGAUAUUGAGACUGAUAAUCUGAUAAUGAACGUUUGAAAUCAACUCCACGAAGGAGGUUCAUUACUGCUAAGUAAUGCUUAUGACUCAAAACAUUAGUUAAUGCGGGAGUGUUAUAGUGAUGCCGGAGAUGUCAUCAUGUAAAUAUUACUUUAUAUUUUGUAACUAAUGAUUUGUAAAACUAUAUUAUGCCUACAUAAGUUUUUAGUCUUAUAGAUUUAUUGAUAACAUUCCAGUGAUGGAAUAAGCCAAAUCUGUAUAUUUUUUGUUCUGUUCUACAAAUGAAAUGCUUAUGUACACUGAGUAAUCUAAAUAUUUCUUACACUAUCCACUUUUAUUCUUUAUAUUCCUAAAGCCUAAACUUGCACCAUCCAAAAUUCCUGC
This is a messenger RNA of Papilio machaon (common yellow swallowtail), 1616 nucleotides long. It is a transcript of the gene SCCRO3, whose product is annotated as DCN1-like protein 3. Gene Ontology annotation, molecular function: cullin family protein binding; ubiquitin conjugating enzyme binding; ubiquitin-like protein binding. Gene Ontology annotation, cellular component: ubiquitin ligase complex. The record is from RefSeq and is a predicted model, not a curated record. Gene Ontology annotation, biological process: positive regulation of ubiquitin-protein transferase activity; protein neddylation. The transcript is spliced from 3 exons. NCBI's taxonomy places the organism in Eukaryota, Metazoa, Arthropoda, Insecta, Lepidoptera, Papilionidae. Bases 208 to 1188 code for a protein of 326 amino acids.